AAGAAGCAAUAAAAAUUGAGAGAGAGAGAGACUUUAACACAUUGCUUUGUGCUUUCGUCGUCUUCUUUUUCUUCUUCUUCUUCUACUCUUGAUUCCAGUAACCUUCGUUUCCUUCUGGAAACAUCUUUCUUAUUCGUUUUGUUGUUGAAGUCUUCCUUAAUCUCUCUCUCUCUCUCUCUCUCUGCCUCUCUUAGCCUCCGAUCGGUCCAAUUCGCUUCCAUGGCUACGAUCGGACACAACAAUCUCAACGCCAAAUUGGUUUGUGUUUUUUCUCGAUUCCUCUUUUCAUUUCCUCGAUUACAAUUCCCCUCAUAUAGUAACCAAAUCUUACUUUCUUUCUUUUUUUUUUUUCAGGUUCUGCUGGGGGAUAUGGGUGCAGGAAAAUCCAGCCUCGUUUUGCGCUUUGUUAAGGGUCAAUUCCUUGAAUUUCAGGAAUCAACAAUUGGGGCAGCAUUCUUUUCGCAGACAUUGGCUGUAAAUGAUGCCACAGUGAAAUUUGAGAUCUGGGACACAGCCGGACAAGAAAGAUACCAUAGUUUGGCUCCCAUGUACUACAGAGGCGCUGCUGCGGCUAUCAUUGUCUAUGAUAUUUCUAGCACAGAUUCAUUUACACGAGCUAAGAAGUGGGUCCAAGAGCUUCAAAAACAAGGUAACCCUAACAUGGUCAUGGCACUUGCUGGUAACAAAGCUGACUUGGAAGAUAAGCGCAAAGUGGCAGCUGAAGAAGCACGUGCAUAUGCUGAGGAAAAUGGUCUGUUUUUCAUGGAGACAUCUGCCAAAACUGCAGCCAAUGUUAAUGAAAUAUUCUAUGAAAUAGCCAAGAGGUUACCAAGGGCUCAACCAGUGCAAAACCCGGCGGGGAUGGUUCUAGUUGAUAGACCCGCAGAAGGAUCCAGAGCUGCAUCAUGUUGUUCAUAAAUAUAUUUUUCUUUUAUUCUAUAGGUUGUAGCACUAAACAAAAUUUCAUGGUCCUGCUUUGGUGAAGCUUCAACGAGUUUGAUGGGCUUCCUAGAUGAAUGGAUACAAAUUAAUAUGAAAUAAACUUGUUGGAGCUAAAUGUGUCCCCCUUGAGUUGAAUGUAUAUUUUCGUUAACUUCUUGAGUAGAGUUAAAUGCAUUUAUGUAUUUAAAAAGGUUAGCGACUCUGAUCCUUCCAUUCUCCCCACCCUCUUUUCUUUUAUUGUUCCUUGUCGAUAAACUUGUUUCACAUAAUGUUAUUCGUUAUGAUAUUAUUGGUAUUA
Molecule: messenger RNA, 1240 nt
Organism: Arachis duranensis
Lineage: Eukaryota; Viridiplantae; Streptophyta; Magnoliopsida; Fabales; Fabaceae
Product: ras-related protein RHN1
Exons: 6
Coding region: 220-918 (232 amino acids)
Molecular function (GO): GTPase activity; GTP binding
Source: RefSeq, a predicted model, not a curated record